Messenger RNA from Acanthopagrus latus (yellowfin seabream), 1587 nucleotides. It is a transcript of the gene pcmtl, whose product is annotated as l-isoaspartyl protein carboxyl methyltransferase, like. The record is from RefSeq and is a predicted model, not a curated record. Gene Ontology annotation, cellular component: cytoplasm. Gene Ontology annotation, molecular function: protein-L-isoaspartate (D-aspartate) O-methyltransferase activity. NCBI's taxonomy places the organism in Eukaryota, Metazoa, Chordata, Actinopteri, Spariformes, Sparidae. The coding region runs from base 164 to 913 and encodes 249 amino acids. Gene Ontology annotation, biological process: protein modification process. The transcript has 9 exons.
AUCAAACUGCUUCGAGGUACGAUUGGAUAUCUGCGAUGUCCCAUCGGAGAAGACGAAUCUCAUUGGUCAGGCGCUGUGUCUCGCGGAGGUGGGACCCAGGAAGUUGGUCUCAACUGGAAAGAAGGGACGGUGGCGAACUAUCAAGGGAGACCCAGUGUAGGAGAUGCGAGCAGCGUUGAGGCUGGCAGUAGUGGCAGUCCCUAUGGGUGUGCUGCUGUCCCGGACCAUGGCGUGGAUGUCCAGUGGCAAAACACAUGCAGAGCUUAUCAGCAGGCUGAGAGAUCAUGGGGUGAUCCGCAGCGACCAAGUGUUUGACGCCAUGCUGGCUACAGACAGAGGGAUCUACUCUACGGACUAUCCUUAUGCAGACUCCCCUCAGUCCAUUGGCUACAGGGCGACCAUCAGUGCACCACACAUGCAUGCUCAUGCUUUGGAGCUGUUAAGUGACAAACUAACUGAAGGAGCGUCAGCACUAGAUGUGGGUUCAGGAAGUGGAUAUCUCACUGCCUGCUUUGCGAGGAUGACAGGACCCAGUGGUAGAGUGGUUGGCAUCGAACACAUCGACGAACUGGUUCAGAGGUCGAUAAAAAAUGUGCAAGCUGACGACCCAGAGCUGCUCACAUCGGGACGCAUCAAACUUGUUGUGGGAGAUGGAAGACUCGGCUUCCCAGAAGGAGCGCCGUAUGAUGCCAUCCAUGUUGGUGCAGCAGCAGCUACUGUUCCUAAGGCUCUCUUGGAGCAGCUGAAGCCCGGCGGGCGGUUGGUUCUCCCAGUGGGCCCUGACGGUGGCAGUCAGGUGCUCGAGCAAUAUGACCGACAGAGUGAUGGGACCUUCCUCAAGAAAGCGUUGAUGGGAGUGAUUUACGUCCCGCUGACUGACAAGAGGCAUCAGUGGCCUGGAGGUGAGCUCUGACUGCAGUGUGGUUGCCCCUGCAGGAGGUGGCGUUGGUGCUGCAUCUCCGGGGCCCCCUAGCACUUCCCGUGGUUUCACCGAGCCCCAGACUUAGUGGCCACCUGCCCCGCUGGGUCGUCACCUAGCAACGUACAAGGAGGAUCUCGCUCUGUUUGCCAAACUAGACUGUCCUCCAAGAGUACUUAAACAGUGACCGGACAAGCGACCACCACUGGACUGAUGACCUUACUCCCAGACUCCUUGGAGUCAGUUUUGAUGACUCACAGUGUUGUUUGUGGAUAAGUUAGUGAAGUUUAGCAAUGAGAAAAAUGCAAUAACAGCAUGAGGAGCUUCAAGUGUGUGUCCCUCUGGAUGCUUGCGGGGAAUUCAGAUGUUUGUAAAUGUAUGUAUUUGUGUGUAUUUUAAUGGGAAUACUUUAGUUAUGAAUGUAGUAACAAGUAAGUAAAAGCUAAUAGGUAUGAAUGAAAAUUCAGCAAAAUGACAAAGUAAUAUAUUUUUUGUGGUAAGACCUUCUUCUUACUGGCUUCAUUUAGUGUAUGAGCAGGAUGUGUGCUGUUGACUUUGGUACUGUAGAGAAGAGGGGUGCCAAAAAUCAACGGAGGCACUUAAUUUUCUGAAACCGCACAAAUAUUAAUUUAUGUGUACACUUUGAUAAUAAAAUCUUGUGGAUACUU